Molecule: messenger RNA, 1485 nt
Organism: Plenodomus lingam JN3
Lineage: Eukaryota; Fungi; Ascomycota; Dothideomycetes; Pleosporales; Leptosphaeriaceae
Source: RefSeq, a predicted model, not a curated record
AUGGAAGACUAUCUGCAGGCUGUCGAGCAAAUGAAGCAGCUGAAGCAGCAAGUCAAGCGCUUCGAGAAUCUGGAACACACUCUGAAGCAAGAGCUGUUCAAGGAGAGAAUGGCGCGAGAGGAGCUUAUUCGCACCAAUACGAGGAUCCAGGCUCGAAUGUAUGAGAACAUGCAUUUUCUCAAGAUAUCCAUGGAUGACAGAGUCGAGGCCGUGGUGGACAGAACAACCGAGCUCAGUGACCAGGUCAAGGCGCAAGGCGAGCGGCUGAUCAUGGUGGACGAGUUCAGUAUGGAACUGGAGAACAGGCUGGAUCUUGUAGAGCAGCGUGAAGGCAUCUCAAGAGACACAACACCCAUCGGAUCGACGCCCAGAGCACGCACGUCAACGCCCAAAACACCGCCUGUGCCACAGCCCCCACUGCUUAUGCAAUCCCAACAAAACACCCUCGGCCAACUGCCGAUUCGUACUGAUAAAAAGUAUGCCAUGUCGUGGUGUGUCAGGGUGAUAUUCGUGCCACGAAAAUCUCUGAGGUUGGCGUACGACCCGGAUAGCAACGCCUACAAGCGAUGUGCGUCUCGGAAUCUCCAGCAAAAUCUCGAAUUUCCAAGUCAAGAUAGCUCAUGCUUUGCAAAUCGUAUCGAGACUGCUUUCAAAGGCCUCCUCCGGGGACGUCCAUGGAUGCCAAUGACAGGUCAUCGCCCAGCAGAUGAGCCUUUUGGUCGCAUGGCGCUCACUCUCCUACCCCCAGACCUCAUCCAUCGCAACGUCUGGGAUUACCCAUUUCUCGAGGAUCACUGUAUUGCACACGACAAGAUGCAAGGAGACGUUCUAUACAUCACACUACAAUAUGAAGACGUCACCUGGAAUGAGAUUCGGUUCCUUCCAGCGGUGAACAAUAUUGAUGAGUCGUGUUGGGAUCACGACGAAGAGCUUGAUGGCACUGCCAAGUACAAGAGUCUGGAUUCAGAGAUCAUGUAUGAUUUCCAGGACCCUCCUCCAACCUAUUCAUCUCGAACUCACUCGAUGGACGACAGAGCGAUUUCCAAGUUAGAUGUGCUUGCCGAUUCCGCUGCCAUGUUGAGGCCCAUCGAACGUGUACCCACCCAAUCAUCCGUUACUUCGGCCAGACAAAGUCCGAUGAGCUCCAUGCGACGUACACCAACGCAAUCGUCAAGCCACUCGAGUCAGCCUCGUUUUCCUUCUGAGCGUAGCAGUCUUCGCAGCUUUGACACCGAGACUACAGAUGACGAACAUCGCGACAAGAAACCUAAGCUCAGGGCGAAGCAAAGUAUGCCCAGUGUGAACGGCAACGGCCAGACACAGCAACCAAUGUAUGUCUCUGGUCGCUCAAAGCGAAAGAUGCCAGUGCGUGAAAAGGGUCCCAAAGAGCCGCUCCACUUUAGCGUCUCCAACGUGGCCAAGUGGCGACCGAACCUGCUUCAUCCUCACUCUUCCAAGGGGAAAGAGGUUGCGCAUGAUCCCUAG